Molecule: messenger RNA, 656 nt
Organism: Euleptes europaea (tarantolino)
Lineage: Eukaryota; Metazoa; Chordata; Lepidosauria; Squamata; Sphaerodactylidae
Gene: UBALD2
Product: UBA like domain containing 2
Exons: 3
Coding region: 137-640 (167 amino acids)
Molecular function (GO): protein binding
Source: RefSeq, a predicted model, not a curated record
GAAGAGGAGACGGGCCCUUUGUGGAUUUUCCCCCCCUCCCCCAAACACACACACACACACACGGAUACCGCCUCCGCCACAGCGAGUGCGCCUGGCUCUCCUCCUCUUCCCUUGUUGUGGUUUCGUUUCGCUCGCCAUGUCGGUGAAUAUGGAGGAGCUCCGGCAUCAGGUCAUGAUCAACCAGUUCGUGCUGGCUGCGGGCUGUGCGGCGGAUCAAGCGAAGCAGCUGCUGCAGGCGGCCCACUGGCAAUUCGAGACUGCUUUGAGUGCUUUUUUUCAAGAAACCAACAUUCCCAGCACCCACCACCAUCAUCAAAUGAUGUGCACACCCAGCAAUACCCCAGCCACGCCUCCUAACUUCCCAGAUGCUCUCGCUAUGUUUUCCAAGCUGCGGACUUCAGAGAAUCUCCAGAGCAGCAACAGCCCCAUCACGUCUAUGGCCUGUUCUCCUCCGGGUAGCUUCAGUCCCUUCUGGGCCUCUUCGCCCCCCAACCAUCAACCGGCCUGGAUCCCUCCUUCGUCACCCACUAGUCACAACCUCCACCAUCACCUCCACCAUCAGCAGCCCAUGUGGCCUCCUGUGUCUCAGCAAGGGCCCCCCCAGCAGAAAGCAAUGACGGCAAUGGAUGGCCAGAGAUAAGACUUAACAUUUUAGA